Messenger RNA from Lindgomyces ingoldianus, 1258 nucleotides. RefSeq lists its product as uncharacterized. Gene Ontology annotation, cellular component: mitochondrion. The transcript has a single exon. Lineage: Eukaryota; Fungi; Ascomycota; Dothideomycetes; Pleosporales; Lindgomycetaceae. The coding region runs from base 1 to 1239 and encodes 412 amino acids. The record is from RefSeq and is a predicted model, not a curated record.
AUGGCAAGAUCAAGUGAAUAUUGGCCUGGUUUUGCCGAUCUUAGUCCGGAGUCAGAGAGAUAUAAGCGAAUCUGGCACAUACUCUCUUCAGCAAACUUCGAGCAUCUGAAGAAACGCGGAAUAGACUCGCGGCGGAGACACCAACCUCACCUCCCUCCAGAUGUUAGCUGUAGCAUAAACCUAACGCACUUUGCGUCGGGUUUCGAUAACCUGGUCGUGGAACUCGCGUUUUCAGACAACGUCUGCUGGGUCGCUCAGAUUCCACAUCGCGAUAUUGAUAGCAACAUUCGGACUUCGUUGUUAAGUGAGAUUGCUACGAUAAAUAUCAUCCGCAAACGUACAAGCAUUCCGGUACCUCAGAUUUUCGAUUUCGAAACGUCCACAAACCAACCAUUUGGGUAUCCGUACGUUUUUAUGCAAUGCUUGGGCGGCCGUACCCUCGACAACACACUAGCGGUGUCGAUACCUCUGCAGCACCAUACCAAGGUAGCCAAACAGCUUGCAAAUGUCUUCAUGGAACUACAGAGUCUGACGUUCAACCGCAUUGGACGACUUUGGUGUGGAGAUACCGCCGAGGAGUCUGUCGAAAUCAUUGCAAUGGCGUGGCACUAUUCACCUGGUCCCUUGGAAACUUCACUAGAAUAUUUUUACAACCAAAGGCAAGGGGAAAAUCGAGAAAUCACCGCCAUGCAUCCGAACAAUCCGGACUGGCUUACGGCAGGUUGGGUACUGAAAACGGCUCUAGCUCAAAUCAUCAUUGAAGAUCGAGUCCGGGGCCCUUUUCCGCUUUGCCAUCUCGACCUUCAUUAUGGCAAUCUUCUUUUUGAUAACGAAUACAAUCUGACGGGAGUCAUCGAUUGGAGCAGUGCCCAGGCUGCCCCCAUCGAGCAGUUGUCAGUCUGUCCAGAAUUUGUCAUUUUCCCAGGGUUAUCUGAGGAGGAGAAUCGGCCAAUCCUUGAGCUUAAGAAUCUCGUUAUACAGUUUAUAAGGGAGAUGGAGAAAGAUACAGAGAAGACGCCGUCCUUAGAUCACCAACAGGUAAAUAUCAAGGAGAACCCGGACCUUACGCGCCUUUCCACCUAUAUGGCCUCCAAAAGUGCUGAAAUCACGCUUCGACAGUACAUGGCCUCACCCAAGGGAAGUCUUUGGGCCGGUAAGGUGGUCGCAAAACUUAUCUAUGGGAAUAAUAUUACGUGGGAACAGCUGAAGGAGGUAUACGGUACCAUGCCACUUUUUUAGACGAUUUUCGAUAUUCGUG